ACUCAGGGUUUAAAGAGUUAAUGCAGUCUUAUUGGAUGAUUUUUUUGACAAACUAAGAAGUUAGCAUCCAUAAUUAAUACUCAUUCCAUCAUACUCAGAGAUUUCCUUGGAAAAGUUGAAAAUUUUUAAUCUCCACCACUGAAGUAUCGAUACAGCAUAUACAGCACAAAGUUGUAACAUGCCAAAAGUUCCUUCAAGCAGACAAAAGGCUCGAACACCUGCCAUUCCUUACGCCAAAGGUUUCCACCCGCCUUCUUCAAAGGAACAGGCAGAAGCAAUUGGUUUCACUUUGAAAAAUGUACCAUCAGAAUAUUCAGAUGUGUCUGAGAAGGAACAAAAGUUUUUCUGUUCAGUCCCCCAGCCAAAAUCUGAGGACGACUGGCUGGCCCAGUACGUUGAGGAGGGGCAGUCCUUCAGAGACUACAAGCAGGAGAAUCCAUGGUUCUCUAGGAGGAAGCAAAAGUACUUGACGCAACGGUUUGUUCCAUCUGGAAACACCAUAUGUGAAAAGUACCCUGAAGGGAAGAUUUACAUUGCAAAGGUUGGGGAUUUCAAUCAGUCGGAUGUAAAAUUUCAAGACUUGUUGGACUAUGUGCAGCGGUUUUUGUGCAUGCCUGUUGCUGUUUUGGAAGGAAUCACCAUUGAGAGAAAAGGAAAUGAUCUCGUCUUUGUUGAAGAUCCAGCCAGCAACCCGUCAAGCAGAUCAAGUGCUCGAAUAAAGAGGAGUUCACUUGAAUCAAGAUAUAAUGAUAAAGGUGAUCACAUUCAGAUUUCUGUGGAUUCUAUCUUGCCCAAAAUGCGCCAAAUCAUUCCUCACGAUGCCUUGUGCCUCAUUGGCCUGACACCAUAUGAUCUGUAUGGAGAUGAAACGGACUUGUUUGUUGCUGGCAUGGCAUCAGGAAGCCAAAGAGUUGCUGUGUUUAGUUUACUGCGGUAUAAUCCAGCCUUGACAUUUUCCACGGAAUUUUGGUAUGAUAUUUCAGAAUCAAAAAGUGUGACUCCUUCUAAGAAACGGCGACUGCUUCUGCAGAGAAGUUGUAAACUUUUAGUACAUGAGCUGUGUCACUUAUUGGGAGUGGAUCACUGCAUUUUCUACCGGUGCUGCAUGAAUGGCUCAGGUCAUUUACAAGAGGACUUUGAUCAGCCUAUGAUGCUCUGCCCCGUGGACCUACAUAAACUCCAAGAUUUGAUUGGCUUCAACGUUCUAGACAGAUACCGAAGUUUGUUAGAAUUUUACCAGACACAUGAUCUAGCGGAAGAAGCAAAUUGGACGAAAAAACGAAUCCAUUUCAUUGAAAAGUCUCGGGAUUAAUUGCAUUUUUUUAAGUGUAAUUUAUUUAUUUGCAUCUGCCUUCAGAAAGAGUGGUUCAUUUUCACAAUUUCCUUGAAGGAGAUGAAUGAGAUAGAUUUCUCCACACAAGAAAGUAACAACAAAGUAACUCAGGCUAUUCUGUGGACCAAUGAUA
Aplysia californica (California sea hare) is the source of this 1466-nucleotide messenger RNA. Its product is annotated as archaemetzincin-2. Bases 179 to 1312 code for a protein of 377 amino acids. The record is from RefSeq and is a predicted model, not a curated record. Gene Ontology annotation, molecular function: metallopeptidase activity. Gene Ontology annotation, biological process: proteolysis. The transcript has 6 exons. NCBI's taxonomy places the organism in Eukaryota, Metazoa, Mollusca, Gastropoda, Aplysiida, Aplysiidae.